Anopheles darlingi is the source of this 2924-nucleotide messenger RNA. RefSeq names its product mucin-5AC-like. The record is from RefSeq and is a predicted model, not a curated record. Lineage: Eukaryota; Metazoa; Arthropoda; Insecta; Diptera; Culicidae. The transcript is spliced from 2 exons. The coding region runs from base 82 to 2718 and encodes 878 amino acids.
GGUAAAGCGCAUCUGCAAUCUGUGUUCCGGCGAGAGAGCUUGCAAUCAGUGCGGCAAGGAUUGCGGUCCUUAUAUCAUAAAAUGACGAUGCUUCCAUUGCUGCUGCUGCCCUGUCUGGCGCUGCUAGAGUCGGCCACGGCCGGCUAUUUGGCUGUACCACUGCAGUCCCCGGCCGGAGUGACGUACGUAAACAGUCAACAGCAUAUCGGUCUGUUGGCCGGACCAGCUCGAUUGACUCAACAACCCGCAACCAUCAUCGAUGCACGCCAUUCGGCAGCCAUCGCUGUGACACCGGAACCAGCACCAACGUACUACUCCUACAACAAUCCGCAGCCCGUCUUCGGUAAGGCCAGCUACACACCCUCGUCGGUUCAGUAUCACACCUACGGCAAUCCGACGGUCCGUGUGUUCGAACCCAAAUCCUUCGUUUACGGCGUACAGACAGCAAGCAGUGUACCAUCACCGACGACACAUACCGUCCACCAGCACCAAGUUCCGGUAACGGUCACUACCCAGUACCAUCACCAACAGCAGACACCAACAACGAUCGUGCAUGAGGCUCCGGUAGCUCGCGUUCCCGUUCCGACGCCAGUGCCCGUGCAUGUUCCUGUGCACGUACCGGUUCAUGUUCCGGUAGCAGUCCCCGUUGCACCGACCUAUACCAAGACCGUCACCACUGGACCAACGUAUGUCACUUCUGCACCACCUCCACCACCACCACCACCACCGGCAGUGACCGUGGUAAAGCAAGUGCCCUUCGUACGCUCGCGUAAAUAUAAGGUACGACGUCCGGCCAUCCAGAACCAGUUCUACGACAUCGAAGAGCGUGUCAUCAUCCGGCCCGUCGGUACGGCACUGGUUGAGCUAGAGCAACCGAUCUCCCAGACGGAAACGCGUACCAAAACGACGACGAAAACCACCGUCACCGAGAAACGGCCGGUCUAUAGUCCACCGCCACCACCACUACCCGAGGUUCACUCGGUAGCUGAGGAGGAAGAACACGAGGAAACGAUCUACAAAACGCGUGUUGGUGGACCGCAGGUUGUGACAAAGACAACGACCGUGUACACCGAGCGUCCACCGGUGUUCCAGAAGUCGGGUUACGAUCGUCUGGAAGCAUCCAAGACGGAAGAUCGGGCCCAGAUCCGUACCGAGACGCAGGUAUCGGCCGCCAGUACAGCUAAAGCUUCGGAUGCGGAGUUUAUCGAUGGAUCGGUGACUGCUGUACAGGAUCAACCGGCACAACCUGCUCGACCAGUCUUUACCCAAGGACAUGCCAUCUACCAUGGCCAUCAGCAGGGACACCAGACGGCCUAUUUGAAUCCGUUUACGCCACACUUGGCUCCCCAUCCGUAUCUGUACCAUCCGGCCAAUGCAGGUCAUCUGUUGCAUCACGUAGCCUACGUUGAUCAGCAUUCGCCCGCUCUCUAUGCGACGCAUCCUGGUGCAGUACAUCAUCCUCAGACCGUGUUCCAUGUUCCUUCGACGACACCCCUGUAUCCGGUACCGGCCGUACCAGCCGUUACUCCGGUUCACGAUUGUGAUGGAGCGAAUGAUCCUCCGAAGACUUCCUCCGAGUAUCUGCCACCCAGCAGUAGCAGUGUGACUCCGGUGAGUCCUACGACACCAUCGCCGUCACCGGUUGGUACGACCACUCCCUAUCCACCAACUUCGACGCCCGGAAGUUUCGCGGAUGCGGAAGAGGAGUACGAUGAUUCGAUCGUCGUGAAUGCCCGAAGUGGCGCUACCGAUGGUUACUCCUCGACGGAAUCCGACUACGACAGUACGACCGUGGCAUCGUCGUCGGUUCCGACGGCGACUCCCAGUUACUAUCAUGAUAAGUAUCGCGGUGAAUCCGCUAACGGUCAGAGUGAGAGCCACAGUGAGGGACGAGACCGGAGCCAGGGUUCGUUUGAGAUCACGUACGCCACGCGCACCACACCGGCAAGCGAUCUCGUAGCGUUUGAUCCUUCGACAGCCUCGGCCAGUUUCGAUCUUGGACCAUCGCAUACGAUCCCACGAGGAUUUUCGUUCCCAUCGACAACGCCACGACCGACAACAUCGUCCUCGGCACAGCUGGCCUCAAGCUCGAGCAGCACCGCAGCAGCAUCUCAGCAGGCCGCCAGCACGAGCUCAACGGCUGCCUCGCAACGCUCCAUUACGAUCAUCUCCUCGACGACACCGCGUACUGUGUCGGCCCGUUUCAGUGAUGACUCCGCGUCUUUGGCUACCUCCAGCCAGCUCAGUCAAUCCAGCUCCAGUUCACAAUCGGUUGUGGUCGGUGAGGGAUUGACACGGGAACAGAUCCACGCCAACCAGGAACAGUUCAUUAAGCUACUUUCGGAGCGUGACUCGAUCACGCAGGUUGGCUACGAUGGUGCGAAGCCCGAGACGACCGGAUCGCUGCUUGAUACGUUCGUGCGCAGCCGUGUACUGUCCGCUACUCCUGCACCACGCGAUGCUAAGGAAACUUCCCGUACGGUCAACAUCCGGCGCAUUAUCGUUUCGCGCCCGGUCGAGACGGAACAGGAGGUUGAGGUGCGGGAGCAGGCGUACCAUACGACACUAGCACCACCACCCACCGAUUCGUACGAGCACAAACGGGAUGUCAGCGAGGUCACCGGGCGCACGGAUGCUGCCGGUAAUGGCCGGCUAGUGCCGCGAGUGCCCGUGUAUGUCAACGCCAAACCGCCAGCAUUUGCCAACGAUUCCGAGUAGAGGUGAGAUCGAUCCAAUCGGAUCGGAUCGAAACCAGACGGAUGUUAGGCGAAUUCGUAUAUUUAUUUAUGCUCUAACCCCUUCCCUUUGACCACACGAGGCCUAUUUCCGCUGGAUACGAGCUGCCCGCUGCUGCGAUAGCGUUGUGUCUGUUUGUUGUACUUACCGUUUGUUCUGUAUUUUCCAUUAUUAAUAAACUAUAUUUA